AUGGCAUCAAAGUUACCAUUAGAUGUUCUCCAAAUAAUAUUUACAUUCAUUCGUAAAAGUGAAAAAAAGAAACUUAAAGCUAUAGGAAAUUUGCAUUCUUGUCUACUAGUCAAUCGACAAUGGUGUGAAGCAACAAUACCAUUAUUAUGUUUUGAUUAUGCAAAGAUGUUGAAAAGAUUAGAUUAUGAUAAUUUUUGUCAUUCAGUGGAUAAUUGGUGUGGUAAAUUGAUAAAACCACCAUACAAUGUAAUUUCAUUAGUGAUCAAAGCUCUGUUAAGAUUGUUUUUGACUCAUUCAGCUGUUUUGAUACAUUUGGUGAUUGGUGAAUGGACUUCAAGGAAAUCUCCUGAUUUUAUAUAUUUAAAAUUUACCGAGAAAGAAUUUGAGUAUUUGUUUGAACCUAUAAGAAAAUUAGAAAUUCAAGGUGAAUUCGUUAAAGACCGUUUAUUAACGGGCUUGAAAGAACCAUGUAAAAAUAUUGAAAAAUUAUUUGUAUAUAUAAAAGAUGUUCCACCAAACUAUGAGGAGGAAUUGCACUCAUUACAACAAUUUGUCAAAGAACAACGUUGUUUAAAAUCAUUAAAAGUAGCCAAUGUCGCAUCGAAUUUCCUCUUUCCAACAAUAGCCACACAGGCCAAUACUUUACGUUGUUUAUAUUUGUGGGGAUUAAAUUUCACAAACACGGACAAUUACAUAAUACCAUGGCAUUUAUUAUUAAGGUUUAAAAAUUUAGAAAAAUUAAAAUUUCGUAAUUGUAUUGGAUUUGAUCAACACAUGAAAGAUUCAUUAAUCAAUGGUAAUGUCAAAGAAAUGGUGGUGGUUGAGAGGGAUAAGAGUGGAAAUAUAAAUGACAAUUUGAUUGUGAAUGGGAUUUUUAAAAAUUUAAAAAUGAUUGCAAUAAUUGGACAAUGUAAAACAUUGAAUAAUGAAUAUAUAUUUGAAGAUGAUAUUAAAGAAUUAAUUGAUUGGGGUGUUGGACAAGGUGCCAUUGUAUUUCUCGGACACUUUCAUAGUGCAGACGCAUUUUUUAAAGUUGAAUGGCAAAAAACCAUUCUCUCACAAUUAAUACUUUAUUUGGGAUGUGUAUGGUCAUUAGGUUCAGAGAUUGCAACUGGUUGGAGUUAA
Messenger RNA from Entrophospora candida, 1125 nucleotides. The record is from the annotation of a GenBank genome assembly. Lineage: Eukaryota; Fungi; Glomeromycota; Glomeromycetes; Entrophosporales; Entrophosporaceae.